Molecule: messenger RNA, 1803 nt
Organism: Aethina tumida (small hive beetle)
Lineage: Eukaryota; Metazoa; Arthropoda; Insecta; Coleoptera; Nitidulidae
Product: glucosidase 2 subunit beta-like
Exons: 4
Coding region: 3-1610 (535 amino acids)
Biological process (GO): N-glycan processing
Cellular component (GO): glucosidase II complex
Molecular function (GO): protein binding
Source: RefSeq, a predicted model, not a curated record
GAAUGUCAUUUUAUCGUAAACUAACCGGCAUGAUGGAUGUAAAUCCGCUUAAAUUAAAAAUGAUGAACGUGGCGUUUAUAGUUUUAGUGUUCAGCUUGGAAAUAUUGUCGUCUGAAGUUCCUAGGCCCAGAGGUGUGUCCUUGUCCCGGGCCUCCCUUUACAUUCCAGACAAAGACUUUACGUGUUUGGACGGUAGCAAAAAAAUUCCGUUUUUACAAGUGAACGAUGAUUAUUGUGACUGUCCGGACGGCAGCGAUGAGCCCGGCACUUCUGCAUGUCCCAAUGGCAGUUUUUACUGCACCAAUGCGGGUCACAGGGCCCUCAAUUUGGCAUCUAGCAGAGUCAAUGAUGGUAUAUGCGACUGCUGCGAUGGAUCUGAUGAGUACGACAGCGGGAAAAGUUGUGUAAAUAACUGCCUUGAGUUGGGUAAAAGUGCCAGGGAGGAGGCUCAAAGAAUGGCUGAACUGAUUAAAGCUGGAAAAGAACUCAGGCAACAGCUCAGUCAAAAAGGUAUAAGACUGAAACAGGAGAAGAAAGAAAAGCUAGCGGAAUUAGAGAAGGUCAAACAAGAAGCUGUUAAAGUCAAAGCAGAAAAGGCAGAAAUUCUUAAACAAGCUGAGGACUUGGAACAGGCUGCUUUGGAAAGGUACAGGAAGAUAGAAGAGGAGGAGAAAGAAAGGAAAGCCAAAAUAGAAGCUGAAAAGAAUAAAGAGGAAGCACUGAAUGAUUUCAAGUUUUAUGAUAAAAAUGGAGAUUUAAAAGUUGAUUUGUUUGAAAUUCAGGCUUCUAGUGUCUUUGAUAGAGAUAAUAAUGGUGAAGUGUCUGAAGACGAGGCUAGGUAUUUCUUAAACAAUGAGGAGUCGGUUGAUGAACAAACUUUCAUUGAAAAAGCCUGGCCUAUUAUCAGACUACAUAAGAUUCAAGUCUCUGGCAACAUGUACAAACCUCCAGUUGUUGAACCAAAAGUAGAUGAUGAUGUUGAAGAUUUGGAAGGUGAUGAAGAGCAAACUGAGGAUGGUGAAGACGAAGAGGCGGAACAUGAAGAAGAGGAGCAACAAGAAGAACAACAGGAAGAAACCGUUCCCGAAUCCUCGACGAUAACGUACGACGAAGAGACACAAAGAUUGGUGGCGGAGGCAGAUGCCGCCCGCAAAGAGUCCGCCGAGGCGGACAAAAAACUCAGGGAAAUCGAUACCGAAAUGGUAAACAUCAACGAAUACCUCGAAAAAGACUUCGGAGCAGAGGAGGAAUUCGCCGUGUUGGACGGCGAGUGCUUCGAAUACAGGGACCACGAAUACGUAUACAAGUUGUGUCCAUUCAAGCAGACUGUCCAGGUUCCGGUGUCCGGUGCUUCCGAAAUCCGUUUGGGUGAAUGGGGCAAAUGGUCGGGCCCCGAGGACAACAAAUACUCGAGCAUGUUGUACGACAGGGGACAGAGCUGCUGGAACGGACCGCAACGAACGACGAACGUUAAAGUUAGUUGCGGUAGUGAGAACAAAGUAACUUCCGUGUCCGAACCUAAUCGCUGUGAAUACCUCUUUGAAUUUUCAACACCGGCCGCGUGUACUGAACCGGUCAGUGAACAUAGUGAUUUGCAUGAUGAAUUGUAGUGUUCAUUAGAUUUGACUAUUUGUAUUGAGUAGGGGAUUAUUUAAUUUUCAUCGUCCUUCAUUUUAUGUACAGAAUUUUGUUAACAUAUCAUUUUAAUGUUAUUUAUUCGUAAAUCAGGAAGUAAAAACUAUGGUAUGAACAGUGGUUUCAACAAUUUUGUUGUAUGUCUUUGAAUAAAAUUUAUACAAUUGA